UUUAUAAAAUUUUACAGACUAUAAUAAUAAUAUUGAACAAAGUUUCAUUGAAUAAAAUAAUAUUAUAGUAAAACAAAUUGUAUACAAUAUUAUAUACAAUUCAUUUGCUUUCCUAUUGAUAUUCCACUGGAUUAUUACAUAAUAAUGAAUUUUAUUAGAUUGUAUGUAACAUUUCUAUCAAACAUUUUUAAAGCAAUUCAAAUUUGGAUAAGCAUUUCAACGAAUGGAAUACUAAAUUUAGACAAUUUUCUAUCUAAGAAAUAUUAUCAUAUAAAAAAUAUGGAAAGUUAAAAAAAGUAAGUAGAUCCAAAUAUCAUAUUCCCACACAUAUACACAAUCAACAUGAUUAAACGUAAUGAUUUUGGCUCCAGACAAGGUUGAAAAACAAUUCAACCAACAAAUAGGACAAGGAUAUAAAUCAAAAUAUUUAUGUACUAUUACUAUAACAAAACAACGAACUUGUCAAACACGUAAAACAAAUUUUAUUAGUAAUCAAAAAAUUUCACAUUCUAAAUUGUUUCUAUGUCAAUUAUUUAGUGUUUUUAUAUUAUCAAUUAUCAAUAUUGAUUGUACAAUUGUAGUACGUUUAGAAAUGCAUGAAGAACAACAACAAAAUACAACACUUAUUGGAGUAUUAAUCAAAUAUAUUCCUAAUUAUAUUAUUGCAGAACAUAAACAUUUGUUAUUUAGACCAAUUAAUAAAGAUCAUGCAUAUUUAUUUCAUGUAACACCAGAAGAUGGUAGAAUCUAUGUAAUAAAACGAAUUGAUCGUGAAGAAUUAUGUCCAUACAAUGAAUUCAAUUAUCAUCAACAUCAUUUUGUAGAAAUAUCAUCGAAUGUACAAAUUCAACAACAAUCUACAUUAAAUAUGUACAAUGUUUCAUAUUCACAUGAUUGUCGAUUAACAUUUGGUGUAAGUUUAAUUAAAAUAAUAAAUAAUAUAAUAGAUAUCAUUGAGGUAAUUCGUGUUCAUAUAACUGUAAAUGAUAUUGAUGAUAAUUACUGUACAUUUACACCUGAUUCUAAGCAGACUAUUUACUUACCUGAAGAUAUUAAACCUCGUUCUCAUAUUAACAUACCACUACAUCAACCUUUAGAUCUUGAUGCUCAUCCAAAUCAUACUGUCAGUUCCGAUAAAAUAUUUCUAUACACAAAAAAUGAAACUACCGAAAUAAAUCAAUCAGCAGUAUUUCAACCACGUGAACUUGAUUUACCAUUUAACUUAAUCAUCUUACCAACUGGAUCAUUGAUUAAGCCAUAUUUAUUAAAUCUUUAUAUAACAAAAGCACUGGAUUAUGAAACGUUAGCUGAAUAUCAUUUGAUAAUUGAAGCAAACAGUAAGUAUGGUAAGUCUAGUCAAAGAUGCUACCUUGAAUUGACUAUCAUAGUGCAAGAUAGAAAUGAUUAUAAGCCAUAUUUUACAACGAAUUAUACAGAAAUUAACAUCGCUGAAAAUUUCAAUACAGCGCUACCAAUAUACACAUUUUCAGCGAUUGAUUUAGACUUGGGAGAUAUAUACAGCAAAAUAAUUUACGAACUAGAUUCCAAAGCGCCAGAUUUAAUUAAAACAACCUUUUUCAUAAAUCCUAAUAAUGGUUCUGUAUAUCUUAAAAAUAAACUAAAUCACAGAUCACGUUCAAUUUAUACUAUUCCAAUUAUCGCAAGAAAUCCUUACAGUUACGAAGUGAAUGUUUCAAAAGAGUCAAUUAAAAGUCAAUUAAAUGAAGAUAACUCCAUUUCCUUCAGUCCAAAACAAAUUGAAACAGAUUCUUUUUCAACUGCAAAGUUGAUUGUAAAGGUUAUCGAUGUUAACGAUAACUCCCCUGUAAUAACAUUCCAGUCACUUGAUGGGAAUACAACAUUAAGUAUACCCGAACAUUCAAAGAAUUUACCAUUAGAUUUUGCUAUCAUUUCGGUAACCGAUGAUGAUGACGGUUUGAAUGGCAGAAUCUCAUGUUUUCUCAAAGAAAAGUACAGGGACCAGUUUAAAUUAACAUCAAUAAUUACUAACAGUAAUAUCGAGACAUUGGCUAGUGUUGCUAAUAGCGGCAUAUCUAAAAACCAUGGUGGUGAAAUGCAACUUGAAAAAAAAAUGUGGUCGCAAUCAGAAAUGAUUUAUAAACUUUCUGCAACCGUGUCGUUUGAUCGUGAACAGAUUGAUUUUAUUAAGUUGAUAGUCGAAUGCCAUGACCAUGGAAAACCAUCUCUAAUGUCAAGUAAAGUAAUAUACGUUGAAAUUACUGAUAAAAAUGAUCAUAAACCUAUGUUUAAUUCCAGUGAAUUACAAUUAGCAAUAAUGGAAGAUAGCGAUCCAAAAAGGAAACAGAUGCAUUAUGAAGUUAUAAAACUUUCAGCUACAGAUAAUGAUACUGGGAUAAACGCUAUGAUAAAGUACUACAUAGUAGAUGAUCGUACAAUUGCUAAUCACUUCCACAUUAAUGAAUUAACUGGGCUUAUUCAAUCCAAGGGUAACUUGGAUCGAGAAAUAUGUGAUCGCUAUGAAUUUACUGUUGUUGCACGAGACUGUGGUCUACCAGCUUUAUCGAAUUCAAUCAAUAUUCAGAUUAUCGUACGUGAUUACAAUGAUGAACAGCCUACGUUCGCAAAACAAGUAUAUGAAUUUCAUAUGACUGAAAACAAUCCACCAAAUCAAUAUAUUGGAAGUAUUACUUGUUCAGAUAAUGAUCUAGGCAGUAAUGGCUUAAUUCACUUCGAAAUUGAAUCAAUGCCUUAUAACAAACACACUCAUCAUGGUAGCGAGUUGUCGUUAUCUAUAUCUUCAUUGUCGAAAGCAGCGAAUUCAGCAAAUGGAAAUCUAGUUAAUAUAUCAACUAAAUUGCAUUUACCAUUUGAGUUACUUAGUUAUUACGACACACAAAAAGGUAUUUACUUAGUAAAGAUAUAUACGAAGAGUAAAAUUGACCGUGAAAAGUUAAAAGAAAUUUCAGAAAUACGAAAAUCAUCUACAUCCUCAUCUCAAUCCUCGUUAUCAUCUACAUUAUCACACAAAUCUUACGGAAUGAAAACUAAAAUUUCAAAAGUGAUUGAUAAGACAGACAUUGUUGUAUAUAAAUUUUGGAUUGUAGGUGAAGAUCAAGGUCAACCUCAACAACGUGGACGUUCAUUAAUACACAUUAUUGUCGAAGAUGAAAAUGAUAAUGAACCACAUUUUAUCUUACCAAAACAAGAUCACACUAUUAUUGAACUUUCAUACUUAGAAAUAAUACGAUAUCCGAUUAUUAAAUUACAUGCAAUUGAUAACGACGCAGGUAUAAAUGGCACUGUCAGGUAUGAAAUACAUCAGGUAACACGAGAAGUUAUAAAGAACAAUAACGUUAAUGAUCAAAUGAAAACUAUAAAAGAUUCAUUUGCUAUGAAUCAAUCGGUUAAAAAUUAUGAAUUCUUAAAAAAUUCUUUAUUUUCAUUAAAUCCAUUGAAUGGUUUAUUACGUUUAAAUACACAGUUCUCUCUAUCAGAUCUAAACAAAACAAUAAAUAUAAAGAUAAGAGCUUAUGAUUUAGGUAUACCUAUAUCAAAAUAUUCCUACAUAACAAUUCACAUUAAGCCAGUAAACAUCACACCAUCAGAAACAAAAGGUAGUUUUGAUUACGAAUUGGAUGAUGAUUACGAUAUGGAUCAUAUGGAAAAUUGGGAAGGUAAUCAUCUUACCUAUUCAAAAUGGAGUAAUCAUAACCGUUUUUCUUUAAAUAAUUACAUAAUCUUGUCUACAGUGGUGGUAUCAAUACUACUAUCAAUUAUUUUAAUGUGUUCUGUAGCUUGUAUUAUUAAAUAUAGAAAACUUAAAAACAAUUCAGUAAUCCACAAUUCAAAAAAUACUAACGAACUCAAUGAAAGCAAAGGAGAUUAUUCUUUCAAUGAGGACGGAUUUCAGAAUAUAAAAAUGAGUCCGAUUAGAACGAAACUUAUGCACGAUGACAAUAUUCAUAAUAUUGAUUCAUUAUUACCCAACUUAAUAAGUGAUAUCCCAAAUAAUUCAAUUACAUCUUGUGACAUUACGCCUACAGUAAAUUAUGCAACAUUACAAUAUAAUACAUCACUUUCCCAAUAUGUAAAUAAUUAUUAUGAAACAGCAAAUUCCACACUUUCUUAUUCCUCAACUACACAAGCUACUGUUCUUCCACAACCUUUAAUUGUACGUUUAGAGCCUAUUUCUACAAAUUUUUUAACUAACAAUUGUGUACAACCAAUAAGCAUAUUGUAUUCUACAAAUUCUAAAGAACAAAUUAAUUUGAAUCCAGUAAAUCCUUUUACUUCUACAUGUUAUCCAUCCACAUCAAAUACUAAUCGUUCCAGUAAUGAUGAUAAAUUUAUUGAUGUAACUAAUGAAAAGUUUGAAGAUUUACAUGUAGUCUAUGACCAAGCUGAAAGAAAAUUAUCCUAUUUCAAUGAGGAAAAUGUUUUAAAUAAAUAUAAUGAUUAUGAAUGGAGUAGUUUAACUAAGUCUAAAUUACCAGAAUUUCAACAAUUAUGUAUUUAUUCACAACCAUCAAAACGAAAUAGUCUCACAUCGCUUGGUCAAGAUAGUGGAAAUGGUGACAGUCUUGAAACAACAACUAUGUCUUUUAUUCCUAUAACACAAUCGAUUUGGUUAAAUAGUGCAAUGAAUGAUAUUUAUGAUAAACAACCAGUCAAUUUAUCUUUAGUUCAUGUAUAUACUCCAUUAUCUAGUGUUAAAGAAAUCGACUGUAGUAACGUAAAUAAUAAUAAUAAUUCCAAUAGCUUAACGAUCACCACCUCUAUAGCUACUACUACACCUGAGUACACCGUAAAGUAUAUGCAUUGAACAUUUUAUUGAUCACUUACUACAUAGAAUAAAAAUGUCUGAAAUAUAAAUAAAUCUAAAACAUCAACAAAUUUAUAUCACAAGGCCAAUAGAAUAUUUAACACUUAACUCCGUACAAUCAACAAUUUGUACUGUUUGAUUUUGUAAAUAGUGACUAUCUACACUUCUCUGUUGUCAUUAUAUUUGUUCAUUGUUCAUAAAAUUGAUUUAAAAAUAUGAAUAAUUGAUCUAUAAAAACAAACAAAUCAACAAGACCUAUGAGUUACAAUAAUAAAAAAGGGAUAAUAUACAUGAUAUUAAAAGAGAGUAACUAAUACUUUAUUUAUUCUGUAAAUGAUUCUAAACUGAUCUAUUCAUUCAUGAACAUUUUUUUCAUUCACUAUCAUUAUUCAUAAAUUGUAUUUACUGACAAGUGAAACAUACUGUAAAUGUGAGAGUAUGAUACAAUACUGAUGGUGAAACACUCUUCAUUAUGCAGCCUGUUAAUUAAUUCGUUAUAUUAAUCGAAAUAUAUUGAGUUGAAUUUCUGUUACAUUUUAAUUACUAAAGAGAAAUGAAACGAUAAUUUCUUUUUUUUGUUUUGUUGCUUCAUUCAUGUUUAUAGUAAAAACGUAUUCUUUGUUUUGUAAGACCUAUUUUAUAAUGUAUACAAAAAAGCUUGAUCCCAGA
Schistosoma intercalatum is the source of this 5473-nucleotide messenger RNA. The record is from the annotation of a GenBank genome assembly. Lineage: Eukaryota; Metazoa; Platyhelminthes; Trematoda; Strigeidida; Schistosomatidae.